AUGUUUGGAGCAGUUGCAUCUUUGUUUGACGUGCAUCUAUCGUCAUUGUCCCCGCUUCUAUGCGUGUGUGUAAUCAUCUUACUGGUUUGUUUUAUAUUGAGCCGGUCCCCAGCGGGAAGAGGGGACAAUGCUCCCCCAGGGCCCUGGGGCUGGCCAGUGAUCGGCAACCUCCCUCAGCUCGGCAAAAAGCCCCACGUUACAUUAACGCAGCUCAGGAAAAAAUACGGAGACGUUUACAAGAUAACUCUUGGCAGUCGACAGACAGUUGUCUUAAAUGGACUUUAUACAAUCAAACAGGCGCUCGUAAAACAAGCCGAGGAGUUUGCUGGUAGGCCCGACUUUUACUCCUUCAAAUUCAUAGGAAACGGGAAGAGCAUGGGUUUCGGUGACUACGGCCCGCGUUGGAAGAUGCAUCGACGUCUGGCGCAAAACGCUUUGGCUGGAUGCAUUAACAAGAAAACCAAUCCUAUCGAGGAAUCUAUCGUUUCCGAAGCGGAGGUGUUGGUUUCUAACCUCCUGGCAUCAAACGGGGCUCCUGUAAAUCCGCACAACGAGAUCUACCUAUCGGUAGGAAACAUCAUAUGUGCCUUGUGUUUUGGUAAACGAUACAAACGUGAUGAUCCUGAUUUCCUACAGCUUAUAAGGAUGAACGAUGAGUUUAUGGCGUUUGCAGGGGCCGGUAACCCUGUGGAUAUUAUGCCGUGGGUCAGGUUCUUCACGUUCCGUUCAUUCAACACCUUUGUGGGUAUCCUGAACACCAUGACCGCCUUCUGCGUCAAGAAACAGAAGGAGCACCUAGACACCUACGACCCCGCCGUUGCGAGGGACGUCACCGACCUUCUCAUUCGGGCGGUUCAGGAGACACCAGAUGAAGAGAAGGAAGCAGUGGGUUUGACGGAUGAACACAUCUUGACAACAGUUCAAGAACUUAUCGGUGCCGGUUUUGACACAAUAGCUAGUACUCUGCAGUGGAGUGUUCUGUUCAUGAUGGCUUAUCCGGAUCACCAAGACAAAGUUUACGAAGAGAUUAGUUCUAACGUUGCUCUGACCGGAACGCUAGAUCUGGAGGACAUGAACAAUCUUCCAUUCACGGAGGCCUGCCUUUUGGAGAUAAUGCGUCACUCUUGUAUCUUCCCUUUCGCCUUGCCGCACAGCACAACAAAGGACACGUCACUGAAGAAUUACCACAUCCCCGAUAAAACGCUGAUCUUUGUUAACAUGUGGUCAGUCAGCCAUGACGAGGACCUGUUUCCUGAUCCAGACAGGUUUGACCCCUACCGUUUCCUUGACGACACUGGACGCCGAAUUGAUAAGGCAAAAACUGAAUUCUUCCUCCCGUUUGGAGUCGGCCGUCGACGAUGUCCCGGGGAACAGUUGGCAAAGAUGGAACUGUUUCUGUUCUUUGCUACCAUGAUGCUGAAAUGUAAGUUCGAGAGCCCGUUAGGUGUGGCUCCUGUGAUCGACAGCAAGUAUGGCCUUACUCUCAAGCCCGUGGACUUCACGGUAGUUGUUACCAAAAGACAGCCAAAGGAUAUCAAGUGAGUGGUGACCAAGAGGUAUCCAAAGGAUAUCAAGUUAACAGGUAAUCCUUUGUGAAGCAAACUUCUACAAUUGCCUGCUAUUUGUGUAAGAUAUACUGCCAUUAUACUGAUAAUGGAUGUAAAGACGAUGAACUGA
This is a messenger RNA of Haliotis rubra (blacklip abalone), 1677 nucleotides long. Its product is annotated as cytochrome P450 1A1-like. NCBI's taxonomy places the organism in Eukaryota, Metazoa, Mollusca, Gastropoda, Lepetellida, Haliotidae. Gene Ontology annotation, molecular function: iron ion binding; steroid 17-alpha-monooxygenase activity; oxidoreductase activity, acting on paired donors, with incorporation or reduction of molecular oxygen, reduced flavin or flavoprotein as one donor, and incorporation of one atom of oxygen. Bases 1 to 1542 code for a protein of 513 amino acids. The transcript has a single exon. The record is from RefSeq and is a predicted model, not a curated record. Gene Ontology annotation, biological process: progesterone metabolic process; hormone biosynthetic process.